UUAUAUUUAAUUAACUUUUACUUUAUAUUCGGCCUGUUAAGUUAAAAAAAAAUUGUUGCGAUGUUUAAAGGUGAUUGUUAUCUCUAAAAACAUUUAACUAGAAUGCAGUAAGGCGACCUUUAAAAGAUGUCAAGAUGUUCGUUGUCAUUAUUGCUUGGUGUACAAAAAUACAUAAUUUACUAACGAUGGUUGUUAAUAAUGUUUACAAGGUUCAUGCUGAUUACCAACCCACGACUGCACAUGGAGCAUCAGUUCAUUGUAGUUCAUUUACAUGGUUGUUGCUGCAGUUAGAUCACUGUAAAAUGGGGGUGCUGUCAGCGCUGACUCGGGGGCUCGUGAGAGGAGCAGACAGAAUGGCAGAGUUCACAAGCAAGCGCGGGCCCAGGACAUUCUACAAGAGCAGAGGCGCGAGACCCACUGGAAUCCUCACCUCCAGCAGAAAGUUCAUACCUGUACAGGCCAUGAUUCCAGAGUUUGUGGUGCCCAAUCUGGAAGGAUUCAAUCUGAAAGCGUACGUGUCAUACAAGACCCCUGCUGGGACGGAGCCACCCCUGACUCCAGAGAUGCUCUUCAAUCAGGUGGUGGCCCCACAGAUUAAGAGAGACAUUGAGGAAGGGGUUUUCGAUGAAGAGAAUCUUGAGAAAUAUGGAUUAGAGAAAACACAAAACGGGAAGCUGUUCAAGCUACAUCCCAGGAACUUUGUUCGUUAAGUGGACUGUGUACAAGUGUGCAAUGUUUUCUUAAACUUCUGAAUAGAAGUCAUGAAAAAUUAAAACCAUUUCAUAUGUG
This is a messenger RNA of Puntigrus tetrazona (Sumatra barb), 789 nucleotides long. It is a transcript of the gene mrpl41, whose product is annotated as mitochondrial ribosomal protein L41. Gene Ontology annotation, cellular component: mitochondrial large ribosomal subunit. The record is from RefSeq and is a predicted model, not a curated record. Gene Ontology annotation, molecular function: structural constituent of ribosome. Gene Ontology annotation, biological process: translation. The coding region runs from base 135 to 710 and encodes 191 amino acids. NCBI's taxonomy places the organism in Eukaryota, Metazoa, Chordata, Actinopteri, Cypriniformes, Cyprinidae. The transcript is spliced from 2 exons.